This is a messenger RNA of Patella vulgata (common limpet), 2207 nucleotides long. RefSeq lists its product as uncharacterized. Gene Ontology annotation, cellular component: cytoplasm; meiotic nuclear membrane microtubule tethering complex; nuclear outer membrane. NCBI's taxonomy places the organism in Eukaryota, Metazoa, Mollusca, Gastropoda, Patellidae. The transcript has 9 exons. Gene Ontology annotation, molecular function: actin filament binding. The coding region runs from base 161 to 1153 and encodes 330 amino acids. The record is from RefSeq and is a predicted model, not a curated record. Gene Ontology annotation, biological process: nuclear migration.
CUUUUGUACUACUGCACAACAGGUGUUGCCUAGUCCGCCAUGAUACUUUAAUGAGUGAAAUGGUUUGAACGAUUUAUCGGGAUACUUUUAUAGAUCUGUUAUAUGGAAUUUGUAUUUUUAAAAUAACUGCCUGUGUACAUUUUAGCGAGAAAAAUACAAUAUGGAGAAUGUGGGAUAUCCUCAUGCUAUACGCAGAGACAGUGACGUGUGCAAUCGAUUUCACAAUUUAAAAGAUGAACAACAAAGAAUACAAAUAAAGACUUUUACUAAUUGGAUUAAUGCUACUUUAAGUAAGAACAACAAUGACCAGCGUAAAGUAACAGACUUAAUGUCAGAUAUCAAAGAUGGUGUGAUCCUCCUCAACAUCUUAGAAACCCUCACCAAUAGCAAGCUGACUAAAGAGAUGCCAAAAUCUACAAGAAGACCGUUACAGAUUAAUAAUGUAUCAACAGCUUUAAACUAUCUCAGAAGAAGAGGAAUGAAACUGGUGAAUAUAAACUGUACAGAUAUUGUAGACGGUAAACCUUCAAUAGUUCUGGGUCUCGUCUGGAAAAUAAUCUUACAUCUUCAGAUACAAAAUACAUUGUCAAGAAGACUAAGGCGGACUAACAGCCAAGACAUAGGAAAACUUCUUACAAGAAGUACUUCAUUAGAAGCUAAAGAUUUUGGUAAGAGCUGGCGAAAUGGAGAAUUGUUUAAUAAACUGAUAAACAGAAUCAAACCAGGUGCUAUAGUUGAACAAAAAAUACAGCCUGAAAAUGUUCGAGAAAAUCUUCAAAAUGCGUUUAAAAUUGCUGAAAGAGAACUUGAUAUUCCUCAACUGUUAGACCCAGAUGAUGUCGAUGUAGAGAAACCCGAUGAAGUUUCAAUUAUUACUUAUGUUGGUGAAUUUAUUAAAAAAUAUCCUGACGAAGUUGAUGUUUGUUUGAAGGAGAGACUGCUUACCCGCGCACGGAGGUUGAGCUACAGUCAUGGAGAUUCAUCGCUUGAUCUGGUUCGUGUUAAGCCAUUGGAUGAAGCGUCUGGAAAACCAUGCCAAGAGACCCGAACAAUUCCAUAUAUUUGUGUUCUGGUAUUUGUAAUAUUAUAUAAAUGUAUCUGGUAUAUUUUCAUCUUUUUCAUCAUUCACAACACAUUUUUACGUUCAUCAUAACCCGGUUUGUUUGAUUGUUACUUCACAAUGGUGUCUAAAUGGGAUCGCUAAUAUAGCUAGUAUCAUAGAUGGAAUUACAUAUAUACUGAUGUCAUACAUCUCACAUGCCGUUUCAAGUUUUUCUGAGCCUGGUCAUUUCGACAGAAUCUAAUAGUGUCCAAUUUGAAUUUUUUUAAAAUUAUACAUCAGAGAUCGGGAUUUAUUAUUAGAAUACAAGCUUACAUAUUUUCGUUUAUUUCGUUUUGUAAGUAGAUAUGGACCUAUAUAAAUUAUAUCCCGAUUAUAUCAAUUCGAAAGUGAACCCAUUCCAUAAAACAAAACAUCAGAAUCGAAUCGAUCCCCUGGGAAUAUAACUACGUCAGAUAUUGAUUUGGCCGAGGCUACCAAAUUAGAAUUAAUUCAUAUGGCAGGUCCCUGUCUUUUACAUAUUCAUUUUUCCUUCAAAUUGAUAAGUCAUAAUGAAAUGUGUUUUUAAUUUUGUCUGGUUAUUUGUAUUUUAACUGUUUAUUUUCUCUCAGUUCAUUUAUCGAUUUUUGUUAGCAGAUGUAGAUUAAUCUACAUAGAGGUGACCGAGGACUUGUAGUAUAUUAUUAAAAUGUUAUUGGUAUUUUUGUAAUAGUUUAAUAGAUUAAUUUUUUAAAAGUAAACUCACUCUGAUAGUUAGUUGACCUUGCUUUAUUAGUCUUAUUCUCGUUGAGGGUGAAGGUCUAAUUGUGAAAAAUAUAAAAUUUACAGAUUUGAAGCUGAGUGACACGGAAUCUAUUUUUGAUAUAAGACACCACACCAAGUUUAGUUUUGUUUGGUGCCCUGACCAGUCAUUAAGACAGACAAGAUGUCUUUCUAACAAUCUUGUGGAAUGUAGUACAGUAACCCUAUAGCUCUAACUUAAUCAUUAACUUAUCUUAUUAGUAUGUCCCGUUGUUACGUAUUUUCAGAAUUAGGGGAAAAUCUACGAAUUUAGAAUUUAUAUAUUUUUAUUAGCUUAUUUUUGCAUACCUUGUUAUAAUAUUUAUGAAUAAUAAAUAAAUUAUUUUUAUGAUCCAAAGACUGGAUC